Oldenlandia corymbosa var. corymbosa is the source of this 1126-nucleotide messenger RNA. Lineage: Eukaryota; Viridiplantae; Streptophyta; Magnoliopsida; Gentianales; Rubiaceae. The record is from the annotation of a GenBank genome assembly.
AAAAAAAUUACAAAAAUAGUAUAAAAUACUCCAAAAGGGGGCUAGAAAUUUUUACUUGGUUCCAAACAUUUUAUUUGUUCAAAAGUUAAGAACAAGAAAUUCAUAGCCGUCGGACCAUUGCGUGUUUAGAAGAUGGAAGCGGCGGCGCACUGUGUGGGACUUGUUCCUUGUCUGACCAAAAAAGCUCCCUUUUCCCUUCCCCGUGGAUGCGCAAAAGAUGCCUUAAACCCUAGUUCCGCUUUCAUUCGGUUUGAUUUCCGCGCUGCGAAAAGAAUCCUUCCAGCUCCUGUGGCUAUAUCCGUGUUGGAUGAGGGGAAGACGUCUGGUUUGACAAGUUUUCGUUGGACUUCUGCUUUGCCAUUGAAUAAGGCUGUUACUAGUUGUUUUGCUCAGGGAAUGGAUGAGGAUAUUAUUACUGAUUCAGACCUUGAUAGCGGUUCUGGAGGAGACUCUACUAAAAAGCAGCCAGAUUUACCAACAAAAUGUGCCGAGUACCAUAUUGAGACAUUACGGCGCAUUUUGGAUAUGAAGGAUGCCGUCGAAAAACUAGAGUUGGCUCGGUCAGAAGCAAAGAAAUCAGGAGAGAGACUCAAGGAGGAGGAAGUCGCUUUGGAAGAAGCUGAGAAGCAGUCCGAGGCUGCUCAGGCUGCUCUCAAGGAGCCCGAGGUUGCCGGAUCCUGGAUUUUGAACUUGUUAGCCACCAAAGGGCAGGAUCUACCCAAUGAUUUCUGUAGCAUCGCUUCCAAAGCGGCUUGUGAUCAACUGGAGUUAGCUCGGUCUAAUGCGAAUAACGCAACCCUAAGACUUCAGGCAGCUAAAGCUUCAUUGAAGAUAGCUGAGGAGAAUGCCAAGGCUGCUCAAGGUGCUGUAGACAAGUUCGAGGAAGAAUCAUCCCGGGCGAUCAAGUCCGUGAUUGAAAGCAUUGAUGCUGGAUUGGACAUCUUUUUCUGAGAGAAUCAAACCUAAGGCUUCCAGCCAGGUAGAGGAUGUCUAUCUCCAUUUUCUUUCCCCAAACCAUUUUUCCAACAUCUGGUGCCAACCAGUGGAGAUGUAAAAAGGAUAUGGCCAGCUGUAGUUUGUUAUACUCUUUUUUGCAAAUUAGUUAGAUGUUGAAAUAUGUGGAGAU